AUGGACGGCAUCGAUGUGGGUGUGAACUUCACUCGCGGACCAAUGCAAAACACCAUGCGGAAGUUUCCACGAGCUGACGAUCUUGCUCUCGAGAAAUCCCCCCUCGCGCGUAGGGAAGCGGCGCUUAUCAAGGGGAUGUUAAAGCACAAACAUAUUUGUGUAUAUUUUUAUUUAUUUAGACUCACCUAUUUAUAUAAUACCUCUACAUCGUAUGAAAUUGCCCCGAAAUUGUGGACCGCAUAUUCGAAUAGUUUCUCCACGGCUCAGCUUCUGUGGCCUCAUUGCUUGAAAAAAUGCGAGGUUUCAGCGCUUAUAUUUGAGAGGGUGGUUCCGCGCCCCUUCUAG
Molecule: messenger RNA, 345 nt
Organism: Trypanosoma brucei brucei TREU927
Lineage: Eukaryota; Euglenozoa; Kinetoplastea; Trypanosomatida; Trypanosomatidae
Exons: 1
Coding region: 1-345 (114 amino acids)
Source: RefSeq, a predicted model, not a curated record